This is a messenger RNA of Leptonychotes weddellii (Weddell seal), 1731 nucleotides long. RefSeq names its product XK-related protein 5. The record is from RefSeq and is a predicted model, not a curated record. Lineage: Eukaryota; Metazoa; Chordata; Mammalia; Carnivora; Phocidae. Gene Ontology annotation, cellular component: membrane.
AUGCACCCGGGGGCCCUGGGGCUGUCCGCCCCGCUGCUGGCGGCCGAGCAGAGCGCGCGCCUCUACUCCACGGUCUACGACUUCACCCCAGGACAGCUCCUCUGGGGGUGGCUGGCCCUUUCUGUGCUACUACCUGGCUUCCUGGUCCAGGGCCUGAGCGAUCUGUGGUUCUGGGCAGAUGGACACCAAGGUCAUUGUUUGCUGGCCGUACUAAUUCCGCUCCUUCAGCUUGGCCUGUGGAAGCGGCAUUGGAAUGCUGCGUCCACUGCUCUAUCGAAAGAGUGGGAAGCCUCCUGCCGAGACCAGGUGCUGCUGCAGGAGGCUGACCUGUCUGCCCUCCGCCUUCUGGAAGCUCUGAUGCAGCCGGGGCCCCACCUGCUGCUCCAGACGCAUGUUUUCCUCGCCUUGGACUUCACAGAUACUGUGCCAGGUGUGAGCACGCUGUGCUCCUGGUCCGCGCUGGCCUGGGCCCUGGUGUGCCAUGCCCAAUGCGUGGGCUUCAUGACUGGUCAGCUCCUCACACCAUGGGCCACCCUCUUCUACCAGCAGCCCUGGAGGAUGGGCAUGUUGGGGGUCCGUGUCCCGAGCCUGGCUCUCUUCUUCAGAGCUUACCACAUCUGGGUUUUGGUUUCUGGAGGUGCCCACGGGCUGGUGAUGACCUUCUGGCUGGUGGCACAGAGGAGUGACAUCGUGGACAGCAUCUGCCACUGGAAGCUGUUCGACCUGCUCGUGGGGGCCGGGUACAUCCUCUGCUACCUCAACUUCUGGGACAGCCCUUCCUGACAUCGGAUGGCCAUGUGUUACAUGGCAAGCAGUGUCUCGCUAACUCAUCACAGACCACUACACCCUGGACCCACAGGCAUCUGGCAGGGCUGUGUCCGUGCAGGAGUCGUGUGGCAUCCAGGGGCUGAUAAAGCAGAGACAGAAACUUCUCGGGCCCCGGCUCCAGCUGGGGAGAGGCCAGGGAGCCCGGGCACACGCCAGGAGAAAAGUCACGAGUUCGCCGGUCUGGGGAAGGCCCCCGGCCCACCUUGGGGACCCCCAGAGGCUGGGCUGGAAAGCCAGACUGCUCUGGAGGAUUGUUUCCUCAGUCAUCAUCACUGGCUGUUGCUGAAACUUGCCCUAGAAACAGGAAAUGGGUCUAAGAUCAGUGCAGCCUUUGGAGAAGACAGUCCUGGCUGCUUUCGUCCCCCUUCGUGGGGGCUGAACCAGCACUACACCCAGCAGAGGACACCCCUGUUUCCCCAGCAAGAGCCCCCACUGUCACCUCAGGACCCCCUGUCCUCAGAGAAAGGCUCUGAGUUUCAAGGUGUCCUGAACUCAGAAGCGGACCUGUUGGAAACCCCCAGUGUGGUCCCUUUUGCCAGUGACAGCCAUGACCCAGCUCCUGCCCAGAAGCAGUCAGCCUCAUGGAGGGAGCACAGCCCGAAGGAAGGAGGAGGUGCGGGUGGGCGGAGAGGAGGGGAAGGGCAGGAGAGCUCCAUGCUGUACUUCGGUGCCACGGCCGAGGGGACCCCAGCCUCACCUCAGGAAGGCAAGGCGACUCCGCAGACAUCCCACUCUGGGAGGAGGGCAGAGUCCUCCCCUCAGCCGGCCACGCGGCCCCUCCCUGCCACCAUAGCCAACAUCAGCCCGAUCCUAGGCCUUAGUAUUUUGCUAAAUACACAGCCCUCCUUCCCGCAGGUCAGCCGGCCAGCGACUUGGAGUCAGGUGGCUCCUCUCCACCGCUGA